AUGCGACCAGGGAGGGUAGGAAUAAAUGCUGGGAAAAAGAUGCUAGAAAAUGCUCGCUGCAAUGCCGAAGAGGGGAAGAAACACGAGGCGUAUGCGAGAAGCUGCAAUAGAUAUUAUGCUGGGGAAGGCGCGCAACCAAAAAAGAUGUUAAAGACUACCUCUAAUAAGUUUCUCAAGCAUGGGAGUGUGGAAAGCAAUGGCAAGGAAUCAAUCAUGGAGCAACGACGAAUGGGCGAGUUGGAGAAUGGGAUUAGCAAGAGUAAAAAGAAAAGAGAGGACAAGAGAACGAAUCGAAAGGGGGAUGGAUGGACUCUGGUGUAG
Botrytis fragariae is the source of this 321-nucleotide messenger RNA. RefSeq lists its product as uncharacterized. The transcript is spliced from 2 exons. The record is from RefSeq and is a predicted model, not a curated record. Bases 1 to 321 code for a protein of 106 amino acids. NCBI's taxonomy places the organism in Eukaryota, Fungi, Ascomycota, Leotiomycetes, Helotiales, Sclerotiniaceae.